Messenger RNA from Drosophila hydei, 1283 nucleotides. RefSeq lists its product as uncharacterized. NCBI's taxonomy places the organism in Eukaryota, Metazoa, Arthropoda, Insecta, Diptera, Drosophilidae. The coding region runs from base 263 to 1120 and encodes 285 amino acids. The transcript is spliced from 2 exons. The record is from RefSeq and is a predicted model, not a curated record.
UGAAUUGUGCAGUGAGUCAGGUGCUUUAUGGAAUCGAAAACGACGUCAAAGUCAGGUCAAAGCCAGAAACAGAGAAAUAAACAGAAACAGCUGUGGCUGAACUUGCGAAUGUGCGGGCUACUGAAACAAUCAUUGCGGUUAUACAUGAGAGGAGAGCUGUAUAAAAGGAACGCCUAGAACUAAAAUUUGAAUGUGAAAUUCACAUUUAAAGCUCACUUGCAAGCGAGAGAGCAGAGGAAACGGAAAAAGCGGAUAUUCGAAAAUGGAACACACUUGGGUUGCCCGCAAUGUCUACGACGCCCUGCCGCCAUUCGCCAUCGCCGCCGGCCACGAUUCGGACCAGGAUCCCAUCUAUGUGGGCCGCGCCUAUCACAAUGGCGACAUGCUGCCCGCCAAGGUGAUUCCCAACAAGCACCAGGCCUACGUUGCCUGGGGCGGCGAAGAGAUCGCCAAGCAUGACUACGAGGUACUCACGGGCCACCAUUAUUGCUGGAUUCCGGCCAGCAACGGCGAGGUGCCGCCACAUGCGCUGCGCGUCGGCCAGACCUCGGAUGGCGAGUCGCUGUUCGUGGGCCGCGGUUACUUCCAGGGCAGCUUGACACCUGGCAAGGUGCAUCCCUCCCACGGAUGCCUCUACAUACCGUAUGGCGGCGCCGAGCAUAGGCUGGAGGCUUACGAGGUGCUCGUUCAGCCCGAGACCUGGGUCAAUUCAUCCGGCAGCAACAUCGUGCCCGGCACCAUUCUGGCAGGUCACGACGCCGAUGGCGAUGCAAUCUAUGUGGGCCGCGCCUAUCACGAGGGCGACCUGCUGCCUGCCAAGGUGAUACCCAACAAGGGCUGCGCCUACGUGCCGUACGGCGGACAGGAGCACGUGAAGUACGAUUUCGAGCUGCUCGCUGGCUACGGCUACGGCUGGGUGCCCGACUCCUUCGGCAAUGUGCCCGGCGGUGCCGUCAUCUGUGGACGCACCAGCGACGGCGAGCCCUUGUACAUAGGCCGUGGCCACUACAACGGCAGCUUUACACCUGGCAAAAUCCAUCAGUCGCAUCGCUGCCUUUACAUACCGUUCGGUGGACAGGAGGUGCGCCUCGAUAACUACGAAGUGCUCGUUCGCUCCUAGACUGAUACCAAACUCCAAACAAUAAUCUGAAAAUUCAUUAAUUUUUUACAAAACAAAAAAAAACAUUUUUGAUAAUCAAUUAAAUUAUUUGUAUUUCAUCAGUCACUAAACAAUUAUGAAAUGUAUGCUAUAAAAUCACUCAAAAUAAAUAAAAACUAUAAAA